Molecule: messenger RNA, 785 nt
Organism: Cygnus atratus (black swan)
Lineage: Eukaryota; Metazoa; Chordata; Aves; Anseriformes; Anatidae
Product: histone H1.10
Exons: 1
Coding region: 117-785 (222 amino acids)
Biological process (GO): nucleosome assembly
Cellular component (GO): nucleosome
Molecular function (GO): DNA binding; structural constituent of chromatin
Source: RefSeq, a predicted model, not a curated record
GCGCGGCGGCGGCGGCGCGGAGCGGAGCGGAGACGGAGAGCAGCGCCCCUCCGCCCGGCCUCCGCCACGCCGCGCUUGCAGCUGCCCGCCCGCCCGCUCGCCCCCCCCGCGGCACCAUGUCGGUGGAGCUGGAAGAAGCCGAUCUGCCCCUGACCGAGGCGGAGGAGGUGCCGAUCGCGGCCGAGAAGAAGGCGGCCUCCAAGAAGGCGAAGAGCGCCGGCGGCGGCGGCGGCUCCUCGCUGUCGCCUUCGAAGAAGAAAAAGAACAACAAGAAGAAGAACCAGCCGGGCAAAUACAGCCAGCUGGUGGUGGAGACGAUCCGCAAGCUGGGCGAGCGCAAUGGCUCCUCGCUGGCCAAGAUCUACAACGAGGCCAAGAAGGUGGCCUGGUUCGACCAGCAGAACGGCAGGACCUACCUGAAGUACUCCAUCAAGGCGCUGGUGCAGAACGACACGCUGCUCCAGGUCAAGGGCACCGGCGCCAACGGCUCCUUCAAGCUCAACAGGAAGAAGCUGGAGGGCGGCGGGGACGGGGGCGCGGGCAGCAGCGCCCACAAGUCCCACAAGAAGGCGGCGGCCUCCGCGACCCGGCGGGCGGAGAAGAAGCCCGCGGCCAAGACCAAGAAGCCCGAGAAGAGAUCCCACAAGAAAGGAACCAGCAGCGCGGCGGCGAAGAAGGACAAAGGCAAAGCCAAGAAGGCCGCCAAGAAGGGAGCCGCGUCCCCGGGGGGCAAGAAGGUGAAGAAGUCCGCGAAGCCCAAGGCGCUGAAGAGCAGGAAGGCAUGA